AUGCCGCAUUGGACUGCUCUAGUCGCAGAGAAGAAACAGAGGCAGCUCAAGUCCAUUCCACAGGAGUGGCUUGUGACUCCGCCUCCACCCUCUACUCUGGAUGUGACUGGUUUUCCAGAGUCGUGUGGCCUUCUGAAUGCCCGAGAAAUUAAAAUCACCAAUACUUCGGUGGAUGUUUUAUUGAAGAAACUUGCAACUGCAGAAUGGACAGCCGUAGAAGUGACCACCGCAUUUUCCAAGAGGGCCAUUGUUGCCCAUCAGCUUGUCAAUUGCUUGACGGAAAUCUUCAUUGAUCGUGCACUGGCCCGAGCGGCUGAACUCGACGAUUAUCUGAAGAAAACAGGGAAGGUGGUUGGUCCCCUUCACGGGCUGCCCAUCUCUCUAAAGGACCAACUAUGCAUCAAAGGACUAGAAACCACUAUGGGUUAUGUCUCGUGGAUCGGGCAGUAUGAGGAGAAAAAUGCAGUGUUGGUCGAUAUCCUGAUUGAGUGCGGAGCCGUGCCGUUCGUCCGCACCAACGUUCCGCAGACACUUAUGUGGCCAGAAACCUUGAAUAGUAUCUUCGGCCGGACAACUAACCCAUAUAACGUCUCCCUGACCCCAGGUGGGUCAUCAGGAGGAGAGGGUGCAUUGAUUGCCCUAAAGGGAAGUCCAUUGGGAGUCGGUUCUGAUAUCGGAGGCUCUAUUCGUGCUCCCUCUGCAUUCUGCGGAAUAUACGGUCUGAGGCCAUCAUAUGGGCGUGUACCGUACUGUGGUGCUCGCAACUCACUUGAGGGCGAAGACUCUAUUCUCUCCGUGUUCGGUCCUAUGUCAAACAGUCUCCGCGGGCUCAGGAUCUUUAUGAAAGCUGUCGCUAACUCUAAACCGUGGCUCAAGGACCCUCUUGCAGUUCGAAAGAAAUGGGAUGAAGACGAGUAUGAACUCGCGGACCACGGUUCUGGCAAGUAUUUGUGCUUUGCGAUCAUGUGGGACGAUGGCGUUGUUGUUCCCCACCCACCUAUCAAGAGGUCUCUGGAAAUCACCAAAGCGGCUCUCCAGAAGGCUGGCCACAAAGUUGUUGACUGGAAACCCAUCAAGCACAAAUUGCUCGAAGAGAUCGCGGGGAACAUCUGGAAUGCCGGCUCUGCCGAGGACUUCAUGAUCACGACCUCUAGCACAGGGGAGCCAAUAAUUUCCACCAUGGAGCUGGAAGACGCACAUGCUAUGACGCCAUCCUUCCGUCCGAAAAAUGACCACUGGAACGCAACUGCUUCUGAGACUGGGACAGGACGUGCCGUCGAUGCUAUCAUUUGUCCAGCCGCACCGUUUGCUGCAACUCCCCAUGGGAAAUUCACGCGAGUGUUUUUGUACUGCAACUAUACUACCGUUUGGAAUGCACUCGACUAUCCUGCUGCGAUUUUCCCUGUGACUACCGUCGACCCCACUCUUGAUGGGAAGAAACCUCCUCAUAGUUUCUAUGAUGACUUCGACAAGGACAUUUAUGAAAUGUAUGACCCAGAGAAAUUCAAGAACGCUCCUGUCUGUUUGCAACUUGUCGGUCGGACUCUGGAGGAGGAAGCGGUCAUCAAAAUGACAGAAAUUGUGGAUGCGGCGCUGGCCGCGGCCCAAUAA
Molecule: messenger RNA, 1611 nt
Organism: Suillus bovinus
Lineage: Eukaryota; Fungi; Basidiomycota; Agaricomycetes; Boletales; Suillaceae
Product: general amidase
Exons: 10
Coding region: 1-1611 (536 amino acids)
Source: RefSeq, a predicted model, not a curated record